AUGAAAUUUGGAAAAAAGAAAGAGAAGGAAGAAGACUCUCUAAGUCCAAAUGGUAGCAAUGAUUCAUCGUCUGCAACCAGUACAGCAGCAUCACCACAACCACCAACGAAUGUCAGUGCACCCAGUGGAAAGGUGUUUGGAUCUAGACUGAUAGACAACAUGGAGAUACCACCAAUCAUUAUUCAAACCAUAGAGUAUUUAGAAGCGAAUGCACUUCAAACUCCUGGAAUAUUCAGAGAGAGUGGAUCACAACAACAGAUCAUGCAAUAUCGUACAUUGUUCGAACAGGAGAAGCCAGUGGUUUUCCAACCUCACGAAUGUCAUGUCGUUGCAUCCAUCCUUAAAUUAUAUCUUCGUGGACUGCAAGACCCACUUUUAUCUUUUGAAAAUGUAUGCUUAAACAUUACAUAUACUCAUCAUUCACAGUUGACUAAAACUCCUGAUUUAAAUUUAGUAUAA
Heterostelium album PN500 is the source of this 459-nucleotide messenger RNA. Its product is annotated as Rho GTPase-activating protein. Gene Ontology annotation, biological process: signal transduction; regulation of GTPase activity. Lineage: Eukaryota; Evosea; Eumycetozoa; Acytosteliales; Acytosteliaceae. The transcript has 2 exons. Gene Ontology annotation, cellular component: cytoplasm. The record is from RefSeq and is a predicted model, not a curated record. Bases 1 to 459 code for a protein of 152 amino acids.